Messenger RNA from Diuraphis noxia (Russian wheat aphid), 2411 nucleotides. RefSeq lists its product as uncharacterized. The record is from RefSeq and is a predicted model, not a curated record. NCBI's taxonomy places the organism in Eukaryota, Metazoa, Arthropoda, Insecta, Hemiptera, Aphididae. Gene Ontology annotation, molecular function: protein binding.
AGCCUUGGUAUGAUACGAUAAUCUAUUAAUCUAUUAACUUAUAUGGUUAUAUUACAUGCAUGAAUUAGAAAUUAUUAGAAACUUGGAAUAGCAUUAGUAAAACGCCGUAAAAAAAUUUAAGUAGGCUGCCCAACGUCUUCGGGGAAUAAAAUGUAUCACCCUCUUUCAUCGGAGUCGUCCCUUAUGGUGGUUGUCUAAGGUAUUUGACGAUGCACAUUGCACAGUAAUCGUCUUUAUUGUUUUAAUAUUUCAUUGUUGCGUCUGUUGUUUGCGCUUUAAACGCUSUUUUUGCUGUUUGACAGCGUUUAGAACAUGUAACAUGCAAGUACGUAAUCUCUCACACACGCUAUUAUCAUCGUUGCCGUCAUCAACGUCAUUAUUGUUGACCGUUUACUUGUAAAUGUUGUUAUCGUCAUCGGUGUCGCAUGCCGUUCAACAAGUCGUCGGACUUAUCAAUGUUUCAACGACAUCUGACGUCACACAAGACACAACACAAAUCACAUUGGUGUAGGUUCAUUAGGUUCCUAGUAGCUGCUAUUUAAUAUCUAUACCCAUAAUUUAUUGUGCCUGCACAAUUUUAUUAUACACGUGUGAUUGUCGAUUGAUGUGCAAUGUGCAUAACUGAAUAUCAUUCUGACAAUAUUGUGUAUUGCGUAAUCGGAUUGUGUUUAUUUUUUUCUAUUAACGUCUCAGAUCCAUACAUUUUAUCCAAGGUGUCAAUAGUUAAAAACAUAAUCAAACAAUAUGACUAUUGAUAAUGUCACAGCAAAAUUAGAUAACAUGGAUAUUAAUUGUGAAAAUACCAAAUCAGACAAUAUCAAUAUUGAUUGUACAAUAAUUACUGAAACAGAUGGUAUGAAAAUUGGUGGUGUAAAAACAAAAAGCAUGUCACUUAAUAUGUUAGAGAAAUCUGAAUCGUAUGAUAUUUUUAAACAACUUCCACUUGAAAUCAUAAAUAAAAUUGUACUACAAUUAGACUUCAAUGAUAUUCUGAACUUGAAAUUAGUUAAUAAGAGGUGGCGAUGUGUAUAUUUAAACCAAGAUGAGAUAUGGGCGAAGGUUUGUGAGGAUUUAAAUAUACGAGCCAUUGAUUACAACCGGUGUCUAAACGAUAGGUUAAAGCAUGAUUCAGAAUGCAUAGGAUAUGCUGAAAUAACUUCAGAAAAAUUAUUUGGGCCUUUAUGCAAUCAUUGGAUAACUUUUAAUCAUUAUUUAAUGCUUUUAAAGAGUAUAAAAAGCAAUGAUUUUCCUACCAUUUAUAUACCUCGCCCAUAUGUAGAACAAUCAUAUUGUACUGAUGAUUAUAUAAUCAAUAUAAAUCGCUAUCACAGACAACCAAUUCAAAUAGUUACUUUAAAUGGUCCACAUAAACCAUUAAAUAAAAGAAUUUUGCCAAUGUUUCCUAAAUUAAAAGAAUUAAUUAAAUUAAAAGAAUAUCCACUCAAAGUAAUUGGUAACAAAAGAUACUUGGUAAUUGAAAUUUGUUCUAUUAUAUUUGUAUAUACUAUUAAGAAUAGUGCAUUUGACAAAAGAUUUUUCAAAGUGAUACAAAAAGCUGUUAAUUAUGGCUUAGAUGAAAAUGAUUUCAACAAGGACUUCUUGAAUAAUCAUUGUGAUACAAAAUUUGAUUUAUAUGAUUAUAAACUAGUAGUUGUGCAUCCAGCAAUUAGUACAUUAUUUUUAAUUGAUCUGAAAACAGAAAAAACAUAUAAAGAACUGCAAUUUAGUUCAAGAGGAUGCAUUGUCAACAGUAUAAAAUGUUCAGAUUAUAGACUCAUGAUUGGGAUCACAAAAAAGAAUGAAAAUGAUUUGAGUAAGGAACAUUUGGCAAUUGUUUAUCACUUGAAAGGAAAAACACAAGACAAUGGAUUARAGAUAUGCUUGUUAGGACCUGUUACCCAGUUUAAGGUGACCAAAAAUUGUAUUGGAGUAGAAAACACAGGUUAUUCUAACGUGGUUACUCCAUUUAUCUUAAAGCAAAAUGAUUUACAUUUGGAUGUGUUUUGGCUUAAAUGUGAUACAUUUUCAUUUGACUCUACUAGAAAUUAUAUUUAUUAUAAUUUUAAUCAAAGUAUAUUUCAGUUUGACCUCAAAGCAAUUACAUCGCUUCAAUAUGAAGGGAUCCAAAAAAUAUCUAAUGAUUCAAUAUUAAGUCUCUUACCUCUAACACCUAUAAAUGAUAGGUAUUUGUUAGUUAAAUUGGCAUAUCAUAAUUCAUAUGAAAUAUUUGAUGUCAAAGAACGUGUUUAUGUUAGGUCUAUACAAUUAACUUCAGGAUAUUCAUUAGUUCAUGUAGGUAAAUUAUCUAUAGUGUUCUCAAAUUCCAGUGGAUAUAUGGUAAUUUCAUUUAAUUAAUUAUGUGAUUUUUUUUGUAAAGCAUGUUUUUUGAUAUAUGCAUUAUGAUUAUUAUU